Molecule: messenger RNA, 1228 nt
Organism: Geodia barretti
Lineage: Eukaryota; Metazoa; Porifera; Demospongiae; Tetractinellida; Geodiidae
Source: the annotation of a GenBank genome assembly
AGUCGCGGUUGUCGUGACAGCGUGUCGCCAUUACUGCUAUUCUUUACGCUUACUUCGUGUUGCUAGCUGCACGCAGAUGUCAAUUGCUUCGUUCAGUUCGUAAGUAGUGAGCACUGGUUGAAGAAGCUCAUGUCAGAUGGCAAUAUCUUUCUCUCCCCUGUCUCCCGACCCUGGCUAUGAGCACACAACUGUCUUCUACCCAAAGGGAAGAUCACGAGACCCCACCCCCAAGGGUCGUUUGAGACCGGAAGGGAGGGCCAUAGCAGAGAGUCAUAGUCAGGGAACCAUAGCCAGACUGCUCCAGGAGGGAGGGGACUUCUCUCGUCCUCCUCAUGCCAGGAAACCCCCACAGCCCAAGGACCACAGCAGAGCCAAUCGUGGGAGGAUUCGGCAGCUGGCUGAGAGAGGUCGCAGGAAGAGAGAGGAGGUUGAUUCAUCUGCCCCUCCCCUCCCCUCCUCCUCCUCCGCUGGGAAAUUCUCCCAUGUCCCAUCCAAAGUCUGCUCCAACCUGGAGCCCCGUCCCAAUACUGCCCAGCCUCGUCCCAAUACUGCCCAGCCCCGUCCCAAUACUGCCCAGCCCCGUCCCAAUACUGCCCAGCCCCCUCGAUCACCCCCUCCUCCCUCCUCCAACCAAACAACGAACCACCUGGCGGCCAAUAUCAGGGCUGCCAGUGCUCAGAGUGUGAGACGGGGGGGCGUGCAACAGGAGAGACUGGCCCAGCUCCAGAGAAAGAGAGACGAGGACUUCUCCCAUCAUCAGAAGGGGAAAUUACCUCAGUAUCUGGUGUCCAGGAGACUACAGUGGAAGAAGGCAGAGGAGGAGAGACUGGCCAAUAGACCAGACCCCUCUGUGCCUCCUGGUCACACCCUCAUGUCCAGCAAGGAGAGACGACACACUCUGGAUGUCCUUACUCAGCACCAGUCAGUCCUGACCCGGGAGCUAGCCUCCCUCCCACUCUCCACUGACACACUCAAACACAGGCUCAAGAGAGCUGAACUGGAGAACAAACUGACUGAAAUCGAAGACGCCCUGAAAAUUUUCUCCAGACCUAAAGUGUUUGUCAAAAGCGAUGUCUAGCAAGCAGCAAAUCCGUGUCUUAUAGUGUGUAUAAUGCUCAGAGCUUUACCUUAUCACUCAGUCAGUUUAUUAACUUGUCACACGUGUCCUAACCUUGUGUAAAGAGUGUUGCAUAACAGAAAUGUGUUGAAGUCUGAUGCCUAUUAUUGC